Molecule: messenger RNA, 1038 nt
Organism: Microdochium trichocladiopsis
Lineage: Eukaryota; Fungi; Ascomycota; Sordariomycetes; Xylariales; Microdochiaceae
Exons: 3
Coding region: 303-1016 (237 amino acids)
Biological process (GO): riboflavin biosynthetic process
Molecular function (GO): riboflavin synthase activity
Source: RefSeq, a predicted model, not a curated record
AAUCCAAUAUGUUCGUGUACGUCAGAAUAUGUAUACGCAACGGUGCGUUGACCCUAGGUGAGAACGAACCCAAAGGACGCCAAAGUCCUUCAUCCCAAGCCCAAUGACUCAAGCUCGGAGCCUUCACAUCCUUCUUGAGCAGCUCGUGUUGAGGUCACAACCAAAGGGAUUUUAUCACUGAAUAACUGAUGACGUCGAUGAGUUGAUCUUUCUGCUACGGACCCAUGCGAAUGCCACUGAACCUGCAGGGUCGUCUGCUCGGCACAGGGGGACUGGUACGCCCCACAUAGGCAUCUCUCAAGAUGUUUACUGGACUCGUGGAGGAGAUCGGCGUCGUCGCCAAGCUGAACUCGCAAGAUGAGACCGGCGGCACCUCUCUCACCAUCGCGCUGCCAGAAAAGUCCCAGCUCUUAGCAGACGCACAGCUGGGUGACAGCAUCGCCAUCAACGGCUGCUGCCUGACAGCGACCGAUCUAAAGAAGGACGCAUCGCCACCAAGUUUCAAGGUCGGCAUUGCACCAGAGACUCUUCGUCUGACGAAUCUUGGUGCGCUUCAGCAGGGCUCGAAGGUUAACCUCGAACGAGCCGUCCGAGCCGACACACGCAUGGGUGGACAUUUUGUCCAAGGACAUGUCGAUACCGUUGCUGAGAUUCUCAAGGUGGAGCAGGAUGGCAACGCCCUGACGUUCCGGUUUGCUCCGAAGGCGCGCGACAUGAUGCGCUACAUCGUGUUCAAGGGCUUCAUUGCCAUUGAUGGCACAAGCUUGACAAUAACCAAGGUUAAUGAUGCCGAAGGCUGGUGGGAGGUCAUGCUUAUUGCCUACACCCAGGAGAAGGUUGUUGUCGCGCAGAAGAAAGCUGGCGAGACGGUCAACAUCGAGGUUGAUGUUCUCGCAAAGUAUGCUGAGAAGUCGAUGGCUGGCUACUUCAGUUCCCAGGAAGAACUGCUUAAGCCGAUCGUGGAGAAGAUGGUGCAAAACAUCGUGGCGCAGGCGACUGGAGGCCACUCAGCCUAGUGGCGCUCGGUUUUGAGUAGAG